UGUCGCUGGUGCUGCUGAGCCUGGCCGCGCUGUGCAGGAGCGCCGCGGCCCGAGAGCCGGUAAGCCCCCGCCCGUACCCUGCCGCUCAUUUCCGUCCCUGGAGCCCGAGCCCUGGCGGCGUCCGACCCGCCAGCCCGCGCUUCUCUGAAGCAGGCGUGGACCCUCUAGGGCAGCCCGGCUGUCCCCAAGCUGGUGGGCAGCGGCGUCAGGCUGCUUGAGUCAGGACUGCUGUGCCCAAGUGCCAGCCCAUGCCUUUGAUCCCGUCAUCAAACCUCCAUGUCCUCAUCGGAAAAACUCACCGGGGUCUCAGAAGACAGAGCCUCGACGCAGCCGCAGAGAACGUGGCCCGCGCCAGGGGCUCGUUGUUGUUACUGCCUGGGGUCUGCCCACCUGUUGGGCACAAGAACUGCUAGUCCGUUAGCACCUGCCUUUGUCACGUUGGAUGCCGUGUUCAUUCAAGCAGACUGUUCAGUGUGGCUCUGAAACUGGGCCCUCUCCAGAGUGGAUGGUCCGACACACUUUAACGCCCGGAGACUUGAGGGACCUCCGAGCAGAACCUGUUAAAAUCAGUGUUGGAACAGAGGAUGUUUCUAUUUUGAUGAAUGUAAGCUGGAUACUCCGGGCAGAUGCCAGCAUCCGUUUGUUGAAGGCCACCAAGAUUUGUGUGACGGGCAAUAGCAACUUCCAGUCCUACAGCUGUGUGAGGUGCAAUUACACAGAGGCCUUCCAGAGUCAGACCAGACCCUCUGGCGGCAAGUGGAUGUUCUCCUACGUGGGCUUUCCCGUGGAGCUGAACACACUCUACUUCAUUGGGGCCCACAACAUCCCCAAUGCAAACAUGAAUGAAGAUGGCCCUUCCAUGUCUGUGAACUUCACCUCACCAGGCUGCCUAGACCAUAUAAUGAAAUAUAAAAAAAAGUGCAUUGAGGCAGGAAGUCUGUGGGACCCAAACAUCGCUGCGUGUAAAAAGAAUGAGACGACGGUAGAAGUGAAUUUUACAACCAGUCUCCUUGGAAGCAGAUACAUGGCUCUUAUCCAGAGUAACAUGGUCCUCGGGUUUUCUGAUGUGCUGGAGGUGGUGGAGAGCAAAGCGACGCGAACUUCUGUAGUGAUCUCAGUGACUGGGGAAAGUGAAGGUGCUGUGGUUCAGUUGACUCCGUAUUUCACUACAUGUGGCAACGACUGCAUCCGGCGCAGAGGAACUGUUGUGCUUUGCUCACAGCCGGGUGCGCCCCUCCCUCUGGAUAAGAACAGAGGCGUGUUAGGAGGCUGGCUGCCUCUCCUCCUCCCAUUGCUGCUGGUGGCCACAUGGGUGCUGGCGACUGGGCUCUACCUGACGUGGAGGCACGAAAGGAUCAGAACGACUUCCUUUUCUUCUACCACAUUACUACCCAGCAUUAAGGUUCUUGUGGUUUACCCAUCUGAAAUAUGUUUCCAUCAUACAGUUUGUUACUUCACUGAAUUUCUUCAAAACCACUGCAGAAGUGAGGUCAUCCUUGAAAAGUGGCAGAAAAAGAAAGUAGCAGAGAUGGGUCCCGUGCAGUGGCUUACCACUCAGAAGAAAGCAGCAGAUAAAGUAAUCUUCCUUCUUUCCAAUGACAUCAGCAACGUGUGUGAUGGUACCUGUGGCAAGAACGAGGGCAGCCCCAGUGAGAACUCUCAAGACCUGUUCCCCCUUGCCUUUAACCUUUUCUGCAGUGAUCUAAGAAGCCAGACUCAUCUGCACAAAUACGUGGUGGUCUACUUCCAAGAGGCUGAUCCCAAAGAUGAUUACAAUGCUCUCAGUGUCUGCCCCAAGUACCACCUCAUGAAGGAUGCCACCACUUUCUGCACAGAACUUCUCCAUGUCAAGCAGCACGUGUCAGUGGGGAAAAGGUCACAAGCCUGCUACAGUGGCUGCUCUUCCUUGUAGCCCACCCAUGAGCAGCAAGAGACCUUGAAGCCUUCCUUCAAGGUCAUCACCAAAAAUGCAUUUGUGAUGACCCUGAGGUAGACUGUUCAGCCUGUAAGUGGUCUACUAGUUUAAACAUUUCAUGCCAAUAGAAGUCUUGUUACAAAUAUUGCCAAGUGCUACAGCAUUAAGAAUUUGAACUAAAUCAGUAAUUCCAAAGCUAAAUCAGUUUUAUACCCACAAAUCAAGAAUAGUUAUAAUUGAAAAUUACAACCAAGCUGAUAAUGCAGUGAUACAGCAUCUUCAAACCAAACAUCCGGUCUUGCAAUGUGCGCACUGCACUGCAGAUAGAAUAUUACAAAGCUAAACAGUACUAAGUUUCAUUAAUGAAUAAUAAAUUUAAGAAGGCCUCACUAAUUCACUCAAUAGCUUCUUAAGUGAAAAACCUAUUACAUGUAAAAAUCUUUAUUUUUAAGAUAACAAAAGUAGGGAACAAACAAGUUGAACCCAUCUUUACUGACCAGAUGAUCUAGUGUAUAUGUAACUUGUAUUAUCUGGUAUUUGCACAAGACCACCCUUCUCCAAACCAGAUUCAUGUCUUGAGUCUUGUACAAGUGACUUUUAAGGUGAACAACAAAAUACAUUACCUAUAAACCUGUUACCUACUUUUCCCAAAGUUAACUUCUGUUAACUGUCAGAAGUUCUCAGUUUCUUGGUUAUUAUGCAACUUUUUAUGUUGAAAAUAUAAAUAAUUCUUAAGUUGAAAGUUAACCCUCUUGAAAUAAGUAAUCUUUUUACAAAGUAAAACGUAUUAUAAUGCUUUACUUAAAUUAAAAACAGAAGCCACCACAGAAUUACAGAACAUAGAGAUAUGUGGUAUUUUAAGUCUUACAACUUUCAUUUUUCUAAAAGGAUCUUACUGCAGAGGUCACACUAUAUUAGCUUAUAUAUCCUUCUAGAAACGCUUAUUUCAUAGUACAGUGCUGAAUGUUCUGGAAUGUGGAUCCGUUUCACAUAGAUUUCCAUUAAACUAAAAACCAAAACAAGCACAAAGUGAAAACUCAUCACAUCUAGUUUCAUGAGCAGAUACUUAGUAAUGGCUGAAGCCCUGUUUAUGUGGUAAAGCCCACUUAUUUGUCAUGAUUGGGUUAUUUAUUUAUUUGAGACAGAGCCUCAAGCUGUCACCCUGGGUAGAGUGCUGUGGCGUCUUAGCUCACAGCAACCUCCAACUCCUGGGCUUAAGCGAUUCUCUUGCCUCAGCCUCCCAAGUAGCUGGGACUACAGGCGCCCGCCACAAUGCCCAGCUACUUUUUGGUUGCAGCCAUCAUUGUCGUUUGGCGGGCCCCAGGCUGGAUUCGGACCCGCCAGCUCAGGUGUAUGUGGCUGGCGCCUUAACUGCUUAAGCCACAGGCGCGGAGCCUCAUGACUGCAGAAGAAAGCAGCAGAUAAAGUAAUCUUUUCACCGUGUGUGUAAGUGUUAGUAACAGAAGACGGCAUGGCUUAGGUCAAAACUUUGACCCCACCGAUGGCCAAAGUGGAAAUUAGUAAAAUUUUGUUGUACCUUAAAAAAAAAAAAAAAAACUUUGACCCCAAACCAACUUCCCUUAAAUCAACAUUUACUAGUU
Nycticebus coucang (slow loris) is the source of this 3516-nucleotide messenger RNA. It is a transcript of the gene IL17RB, whose product is annotated as interleukin 17 receptor B. Gene Ontology annotation, molecular function: interleukin-17 receptor activity. The transcript has 11 exons. Lineage: Eukaryota; Metazoa; Chordata; Mammalia; Primates; Lorisidae. Bases 443 to 1912 code for a protein of 489 amino acids. The record is from RefSeq and is a predicted model, not a curated record.